AUGGCAGCCUCAAAUUCUGCAGUGACAUCUAUUGGCCAGAGUCAAAAGGUGCCUGGUUUUGCCAAGCUUCAGGGUGAAAAUUUUGUGUACUUUAUACAAACUUAUUCAGUCAUCUUGGGGCGCAACACUGAAAGCUAUACUGUAGACUUUGAUCUCUCAAAAUAUGAAUGCGGAAGCCAACGAGUUUCCCGUUGCCAUGCAUGUAUAUUCUAUGACUUUAAACUCCACCAUUUUGCCAUUAAAGUCAUUGGAAGAAAUGGAUGCACCAUUCGGGAGGUCUCUUAUCUCCCAGGUAGUGUCCCUAUUAAAUUGAAUUCUCAGGACCUCAUUGAGAUUGCUGGAAUAAAAUUCUACUUUCUCCUACCAUCUCACUCCAUCUUUGCCACUCUUGCUGCUCGGGAUACUACUUCCUUGCCUCCACAAUCUUCAUCCCUUUUGCACCCUGCUGAUUACCCUGGGCAUCGAAAUGCUAAUGAUUUUGGCCAUAGCAAUGGUGAGAAUGGGGCCAAAAUAAUCAAUGACAGGCAAGGAAAGUUGGUGAAACAAAACAGGAGUUUUUCUGGAGAAUUGGAGAUAUCUAACUGCUAUGGCAUCAGUAAUGCUGACCCCAUUGGAACGCUUGAUGGAUGCGGUACGCUAUCUCUGCUAUAG
This is a messenger RNA of Miscanthus lutarioriparius, 651 nucleotides long. NCBI's taxonomy places the organism in Eukaryota, Viridiplantae, Streptophyta, Magnoliopsida, Poales, Poaceae. The record is from the annotation of a GenBank genome assembly.